ACCCAAGAGGGUAGCGGGUGUUGGUUCACAGGUGUACCUUUAUCACAGCCCGCCGACCGCAGCACGCGAAGCUGCUAAAACGAUCAGACCUUCUAACGCAGGCCCUAGCACUAUGCUUCAGGACGUCUGCUCUUGUGUAUAUCACUUCUGCUAGACCCCAGCACGACACCGUGACCUUAAAAGUAGAACUUCCUUCCGUCAACCUGUAUCAAUCCUAACAGGAUCCGAUCUCAAUCAUCCUUCUCGACCACCUCAUCCAUCAACGCUCGCGGCGCCAUCCAGAAGCGCUCUUCCCACGCGGAUCGAUCCCGAGCCAUCUCAGUGUCGCAAGCCGAGAAGCUCCUCCAGUACGCCGCCGAACAAUCCAGUCAGGCUGAUCUCGAGCAUCCCAUUCCAACAUCAACUGCACUGGGCGGUAUCCAGUGGCUCACUCCUCAGCACUCGCCUCAACCUCAAAGCUUUACGGCCGAACCCUCCCUGGAACCCUUUCCGCAGUGGACGGCACCUACCCCACCGCGCUCGGAAUCAUCGUUCCCAACAGUAUCAAUCGACUGCAACGACGAGCCCGUCACCACUGGCAUCAGCGUCGCUCCUGACUUUGCAUUUGAGCAGCCAUCUGUGUCUGCGGAGAUGAGCUCGUUAGGCUUCCUGCUUCCCACGACCUACGGUAGCUCCCCUUACGACUCCGACUCAAACUCUUACGCCAUGGAUCAAAACUACAUCCCGCCGAUGCGCGUCACGCAGCCAACUGCAACCAGCGGCGCAAGCGCAUAUGCUACAACGGCGUCAUCAUCCAGUCCUUCGCUCUACUCGAGCAGGAUGGCAGACACAUCGAGCGCACGCAGAUAUUCCGAGAUGCCGGCCACGACUUCCGCGAGCUCAGCCUACGGCGACUACCGUCGUGUGAGCAGCCCCUACGAGACCAACUACUCGAUGGCUCCUAGCCAGACGAUUCCCUCAAUAAGCGGUCUCACCCAAAGUCCGCUACCGUCACCCCACCUGGGCUCCUCGGGAGUGUCGCAAUACAACAGAUCGCUCAACAUCUAUGAGUCGAACCCAUACGGACAGGCGUACACUACUGCGCCGCCUCCACCACAAGUUUACGGCAGCAGCAACCAGUAUGCGCCGCCACCAUUCGUGGGCAGUGGCGUCAACGAGAAUCUUCCGAAGCCUGUUGGCGGCGACUCAUCGAUACGAGUGCUCAACCAGCGACCCAAGCCUCAAUGUUGGGAGCACGGCUGCAACGGACGUCAAUUCUCCACCUUCAGCAACCUCUUGCGACACCAACGAGAGAAGUCCGGCACAUCUGCGAAGUCGUAUUGCCCGAAAUGUGGUGCAGAGUUCACGCGUACAACUGCGCGGAACGGGCAUCUGGCACACGACAAAUGCACAAAACAGCGACGGCCUUCGGAGGGGAAAUGAUUCGAAAAUUGGUUUGGGGCAUCACAGAGACGAUCAUGAUCAUCGUCAAGACAUCAGGAGGUCAACUCGUAGCAUUUUCAGAGCGCCGUUUAGAAGUUUUUACGACCAAUACCCACAACUCGAUUCUCUACUACUCAACAUCAAACUCAUUUGCAUAAAAGUUUCAC
Molecule: messenger RNA, 1589 nt
Organism: Cercospora beticola
Lineage: Eukaryota; Fungi; Ascomycota; Dothideomycetes; Mycosphaerellales; Mycosphaerellaceae
Source: RefSeq, a predicted model, not a curated record